AGUCCCAGCUGCAGCCCGUCCCCGCCGGAGCGGGGGUUCGCCAUACACCUCCCCCCCCUCCCGAAAAAGCCGGGCCCCGAGGGAUCUCCGUGACGGGACGCAGCAAGGUAAGGCACCGGCACCGGCCACCGGCAGGGAAGGAGGGAGCACCGGGCCCCGGGCCCGGGCCCCGGCCCCGCCGCCCUCGGCUCCUCUGGGCUCUCCCGCCCUCCCCUCCCGCUGCCAGCCCGGUGCCGCUGCAGCCCCGCCGGGCGGAGCGCAUCGGGAGCGCGGCGUUGGAGCGAAAAAAGGAGUUGGGGGGGGGGGAACAAAAAAAAGCGACGGCUGAAAAAAGUGAGCGGUGGGAUGUAAGCCCGAGGAUUUGCGUGGACUGUGUUUUUAUUUCGGCAGCUCCCAGACAAUGGCUACAAGGCGUCGUUUAAUCACUUGCAGAUACCGUUUCGAUGCUUUAAACCCCUGAAGCCCGGCGCGGCUCUGUGCUCGCUCCGCGUCCCGCUCCCGCUGCCACCGAGGGGCUCCCGAGGGCCCGCUGCCUCCCCGCGAGGGCUUCGUUGUAACGCCGCAGGGUAUCGCUGCCGUGCGGCGGCCGGGGGAGGGAGCAGUCCCAGCCCGGGUCCCGCUGGCGGGCAGAGCGGGCGGCAAUGGGCGAGCAGCGGGGCAGCGCGCUGCCAUCCUGCAGCUGGGCUGCACUGUAGCACCGCUCAGGGCUUCGUGCCUCGGUUUGUGUUAGGCAGAGCCGCUGGAGUUGUGCGUGUGUAAAAGAAGUGUAAGGUGUGGGGAUGAAGCCUUCCCUACCCCGAGUGAUUUUUGCUGGCUCGGCUGGUUGGGGCAUAGCCCGGUUCCCAAAUGGAUAGUGCGGGAGUGUGGGACAUGGGCAGCCCGCACCGUGCUGUGAGGGAGCAGGGAGACAACUGAGAGGGUCUGGUUUGCCUGCUGGGAACACACUGCUCCCAGCUUUCAGAAAAAUGGCAUUUUGCAGCACUCCUCAUCAGGACUGCCUUGUCCUGUGCUGCUGCCACGCAGCACUCAGAGCUGCGGGAGAGGGCUGCGCUGCUGCGUCCUGCACCACCACCGAACUCUCUGGAGCACGUAGUGGUGUGGUCAGGAUUCAAAACUUGUUCCUAUUGAAGAAGGAGAGAGCUUUUAAAAGCAGAUUUUGUGUUCUAUUUUCAAUAUUACCAAUGAGAAGUGCUGUUUUGCAUGUCCCACGCAUACCGUGCGGGUGUAUUUGGGAUCCUGCGGUUGCAGUUCCUCCUAUUAUCAGCUCCUCUCAGUCUGGAUCUCGCCACCCACAGCUGAGAAGCCCCUCUUAAUUUAAUAGAGCAUUGUAACGUUGCUGAUAAAACCCUUCCCGCUGCAGCCCAGCUGAACCUUCCCGCUCCCAAAAUCCCAUUGGCACCUGGCAGCCAGCAGCUUGUGACAAGCACCGGGUGCCACUGUCACCCCACACUGCCACCCCCAGGGAGGUGCCGUCGGCCCUGUCAUGUCAGGAAUGCAGGUCAGGGUGGCAGCAAGCGUGAUGUGCUGGCCAGUCCUAUGCCACGUGGAAUCCCAAGCAAUUACUUGCCCGAGCGACCCCGCUGAAAUUAAUAGGGCCUCUUUUUUUUUAAUUGGAGCCGGCUUUGCGCUGGGAUCACCCUGCAGGACUGUUGUGUUGCGGACUGCUCCUUUGGAAGCACGGAGGAGAAGCAUUUCACGUUCCGCAGUGUUUAUAAAUACAAUAUGGUGCGAGCUGUCAAGCAAGCUGCUCCGAAUCACGUAACGCCUGCGCCCCGCCGGGCUCCACGGCCUGCGCAAGGCCUCACUGUGCCUGACAAUCAGUACUGCCCCACAGCCCUGCUCGGUUCAGCUCAGCCCAUCGGCCACAGUCUGUGGGACUCGUGCUCUGGGCAUGAAGCUGGCCCCAGUCUUGGGGGGCCCUUGGCCCUGGAAUCAGGGGAUCAGGGCCUCUGUAGUGCGGAGGCUCUGUGGGGCAUGGGUGCUGCCUGGCUCCAUGGUGUGCCAGGGUUGCCAGUGUGGCAGGAUGGGAUGUUUAUUAAACUCAGCCCCUGCUUUGUCUUCUGCGAUUUAUGUUCCGAAAGGCUCGUAGUAAACAGUUUAUUAAAGAGAAAUCCUGAUUUAUUUCUGCAAGUGGUUGCACCUCGAGGUGGUAUCAAAUGGUUUUGCAGGAGACCGGCUUGUAUUCUUCCUCUGACAGUUUCGAAGAUUGCUAGGAAAAUAACGCAGAGACUGCGUGGGUUCGGAUGAAGGCAGCCAGAAGCACACGUUGGGGUGCAUGGGGCUGUCCUGUGGUGGGGCAGUGGGUUCUUCUGCAGAACAUCUGGGUGUGGGUUAUGGUGUGGCUUUCAGGAGGGAUAGCACGUCGUGUUUGGCCUCGCCUCCGUCUUGAAGUCACUAAACUUUAUGUGAAUAAUAAAACCGUAAGCCCAUUACUUCACUAUUUUCAGGGGACUAUUUUAUGGCCUUCUUCGGUAUCUUGCCUCUUUCUAGAGCUGGUUUUAUGUUGUGUGCUGGGUAUUUGUCUUUUCCCUCCCCAACUUUUUUUUAUUUUCAUUUCUGCGGGAGGCGAUUUGCACAUUCAUGCCGACAGACACCCUCUGCGUGCCGGCUCUCUGUGCAACCCUGCUGCAUAUUUUCUGCAUUGAGGGUCUAAUGAGGGCUGCACACCUCUCAUUCAGCCCACUCAGAGCAGCCCAUGUCAUUAGCACCGGGCAUUAUGGAGCCGCGGCCAUUCGGCCACUAAUAAAGAGUUAACGUGACAGCGGGGCUUGGCUCCCUUUUUUCUGCUUGCUUACAAGCUGUAGAGAAGAAGGGAAUGGGGGUUCAACAGGAGCACACAGAGAGCCCUAAGUGUGAUUUUUCCAGCCAGGACAUUGCUGUAGGGCACUGCACUUUGCUGUCCAUGGGGGCAUGGCCCUUUGGGAUGAAGGGAAAAGAGUUAUGUCCAAGGGAUGGGAAUUUCUUGGGGUAUGACUCGAGUAGUGCUGGAGCUCUAUCAUGGAGAAGUGAGCAUCCUCCUGGAGAAAAGGCUAAAGCCCCACAGAAGCUGUAUCCCCAAACUUUGUUUUGCAUUGUGACUGAGAACGUAUUGUUUCCAUGGCAGAAAUCCAUGUUAGGUCCAGCAGCAAUCGUGUCUGUCUGAGGUAACUGCUUCACAGAGUUAACGCUGCUGGGAGGAGCUGGAGGGCGAGGAGAGGUUGUGCCUGAAAACUUCAGUGAGGUGUCACUAGGAGAGGAAGCAUCUGCCCUUCGAUCAAGAAAUGGGUCAGGGCAAUAAAUUUGAACUCCAGGAGAGCAUGUCUGAAGGCAGAGAUAAAUUAAGAAGAACCGGGAUGGAUGCUCCUGCUCCACUGCCCGCUGCUCUUGCUGCUGCUGCCGCUCAGCUCCAGGAUGCAGAAGCUGCCUACCAGAGAUGAGGAGCUAUUCCAGAUGCAGAUCCGGGACAAAGCGUUUUUUCAUGAUUCAUCAGUCAUCCCAGAUGGAGCCGAAAUUAGCAGCUACCUCUUCCGAGACACACCUAAAAGGUACUUUUUUGUGGUGGAAGAGGACAACACACCCCUAGCAGUAACAGUGACACCCUGUGAUGCUCCCCUGGAGUGGAAACUGAGUGUACAAGAGCUCCCAGAGGAAGCCAGUGGAGAAGGUUCAGGAGAACCAGAACCUCUUGAGCAACAGAAACAGCAGAUUACUAAUGAAGAAGGCACAGAGCUGUUCUCUUACAAAGGCAACGACGUUGAGUAUUUUGUGUCCUCUAGUUCCCCUUCUGGUUUGUACCAACUAGAUUUGCUGUCAACAGAGAAGGAUACACAUUUUAAAGUGUAUGCAACUACUACUCCAGAAUCUGACCAACCUUACCCUGAAUUACCUUAUGAUCCAAGAAUUGAUGUUACUUCUCUGGGACGUACGACAGUAACGCUGGCAUGGAAGCCAAGUCCCACGGCCUCAUUGCUGAAACAGCCAAUUCAGUAUUGCAUAGUCAUCAAUAAAGAGCACAAUUUCAAAAGCCUCUGUGCUGUUGAAGCCAAGCUGAGUUCUGAUGAUGCCUUCAUGAUGGCUCCAAAACCAGGUCUGGAUUUCAGUCCGUUUGACUUUGCCCAUUUUGGCUUCCCCUCAGACAGCAAUGCUGGCAAAGAACGUGGUUUCCUAAAAUCACCAUCAAAAUUUGGGCGUCAAACAUCCUCAAAGCCAAGAGUUGACCUGCAUAAAGUUUGUAUUGGGAACAAGAACAUCUUCACGGUGUCUGAUCUGAAGCCCGACACACAGUACUACUUUGACAUGUUUGCAGUAAACACUAACACAAACCUGAGCACCGCAUAUGUUGGCACCUUUGCCAGAACGAAGGAGGAGGCCAAGCAGAAAACAGUUGAGCUGAAGGAUGGCAAAGUUACAGAUGUGUUCAUCAAGAGGAAGGGAGCCAAAUUUCUGCGGUUUGCUCCUGUUUCAUCUCACCAGAAGGUCACCUUUUCUGUUCAUUCAUGCCUAGAUGCUGUUCAGAUCCAAGUUAGAAGAGAUGGCAAACUACUCUUGUCUCAAAACGUGGAAGGGGUACGGCAGUUCCAGCUGAGAGGGAAAGCAAAAGCUAAGUAUCUAAUUAGGCUGAAAGGAAACAAAAAAGGUGCUUCUAUGCUGAAGAUUCUGGCAACGACAAGGCCUAACAAGCAGUUAUUUCCUUCUCUUCCUGAAGAUACAAGAAUCAAAGCCUUUGACAAACUCCGCACGUGUUCCUCAGUCACAGUGGCAUGGCUUGGCACACAGGAGAGAAACAAAUUCUGCAUCUACAAAAAGGAGGUGGAUGACAACUACAACGAGGAGCAGAAGAAAAGAGAACAGAACCAGUGCUUGGGUCCAGAUACAAGGAAGAAGUCGGAAAAGGUUCUCUGUAAAUACUUUCACAGCCAGAAUAUACAGAAAGCAGUUACCACAGAGACAAUCCGGGGCCUGCAGUCUGGCAAGUCCUACUUGCUGGACGUGUAUGUCAUUGGGCAUGGGGGGCACUCUGUCAAAUACCAGAGCAAAUUGGUGAAAACGAGGAAGUUCUGUUAGUGCACCUGUAAAUAGAGAUAUAUGGAACUCCACUCUGAACAUUAUCCUACUUCCCAGUAUACAGAUUGACUACUUGCACAGCUGAGAAGUUGUGGUCUGUAUUUGUACUGUGUAGAAAAGAUAUCAACUUGUAUAUUUAUGUUUACAUAAGUGAUUGUUUGGAGGAACUGAGGCUGGUGCUCUCUGGCAGCAUCUGACAGCUGUACUAUCAUGUGUCUGGUGACCCACAUUUGAUGCUCAGUAGAUGUCUGAGGUAGCAGGAAACCUUGCAGGAACUGACAUUCCUUCGCUUCCACAUUGCAUGAACUGCUUCUAAAUUAUUUUAUACUUAAAAGGCUGAGAUAAAUCAUUCAUCCACCUUGUUACUCACACACAGAACAAACAGGAAUACACCCUUUCUCUGAGUGUAGAUGGUAGAGUUUCUGUAAAUUAUUUUACAGAGUCUUGUUUUAAAUGUUUAUGUUUCUAUGAUUGUAAACUAUUAAAAUCUUUUCCCAUUAAAAUACAGAUCUAAACUAAAUAUUAACUGAGCUGCACAUGAAUCAGUUUCAUUGCUAAUGUAAAUUCUUACCUCGCUGAUUUUCACAUUUAAAUACUGUAUGUAUUUCAUGUACAAAGUUGCCAUAACAUUAUAUUCCUGUACAGAAAAUUAAAAAAAAUAUUAGAUUAUA
Messenger RNA from Gallus gallus (chicken), 5714 nucleotides. RefSeq names its product neuron-derived neurotrophic factor (gene NDNF). Gene Ontology annotation, molecular function: protein binding. NCBI's taxonomy places the organism in Eukaryota, Metazoa, Chordata, Aves, Galliformes, Phasianidae. The transcript has 4 exons. Gene Ontology annotation, biological process: extracellular matrix organization. The coding region runs from base 3337 to 5043 and encodes 568 amino acids. The record is from RefSeq and is a predicted model, not a curated record.